This is a messenger RNA of Orbicella faveolata, 1686 nucleotides long. RefSeq names its product syntenin-1-like. The record is from RefSeq and is a predicted model, not a curated record. Gene Ontology annotation, molecular function: protein binding. Lineage: Eukaryota; Metazoa; Cnidaria; Anthozoa; Scleractinia; Merulinidae. Gene Ontology annotation, cellular component: plasma membrane; cytoplasm.
ACAACUAUUUGCUCCUUUCGAGAGUUUCCUCAAUCCAUCCAUCUUGACUGUGAUAAAGUUGCUCAGCGCACUAAGAUAUAGUACAAAAUGUCUCUGUAUCCUUCCUUAGAAGAUAUGAAAGUCGAUCAAAUGGCCCAAGCACAGACCCUGCAAGCUCGAGCUCAACAACCAGCUAUUGGAUACGCACCACAGGCUGUUGCACCUGUACCAGCCUCUGCUCCAGGACCUGCCCCAACAAGUAGUCUGUAUCCCUCACUCAACGACUACAUGGGUCUGGCUGUUUCUGAAGAUGCUGUGAGGCAACAUGUUCCAGGAUAUACAACUGCUGUGGUGCCAAGACCACAAGGUGCUGUUGUACCUCAGACCAGUGGAAUGGUUGCUCCCGUAACCGGUGACAAUAACCUCGCCAUCCGCCGUUCUGAGAUCAAACAAGGCAUCCGUGAGGUUGUUCUCUGCAAGGACGGCAAAGGAAAAGUUGGUCUGCGUGUGCGAGACAUUAACAAGGGUGUGUUUGUUCAAUAUGUCCAUGCCAACUCACCUGCUGCCUUGGGAGGUUUGAGAUUUGGUGACCAGAUUCUACAGAUUGAUGGUGAAACUUUGGCUGGUUACAGCAGUGAUAAAGUGAUGAAGAUUUUGAAGAAUGCUUCUGCUCAGAGAGUAGUAUUUGCUGUUAGAGACAGACCGUUUGAACGCACAAUCGUUUUACAGAAGGAUAGUGCUGGCCAUGUAGGAUUUGUGUUUAAAAAUGGCAAAAUCACUCAGAUUGCCAAAGACACAUCUGCAGCAAGGAAUGGACUACUGAUUGAGCACAACCUUGUCGAAGUGAAUGGACAGAAUGUAGUGGGCCUCAAGGAUAACAAUAUUAAAGAAAUUCUUGAAAAGGGUGGCCAGACAAUCACACUGACAAUCAUUCCAACUUUCAUUUAUGAGCACAUGAUCAAGUGUAUGGGUGAUGGCCUUGUUAAGAAGACUAUGGACCACAGCAUCCCAGACUUGUAAAGAUCUUCAGAGAAAAGUCUUUUUAGGGCUCCAUUAGAACAUUUAUGUAAUUAUAAUUUUCUGGUAGACUAAUGUAGUUGAUGUAGAUGUGAGGACCCUUGGUAAACUUAUCCUAAAGGUGAUAUACAAUGCUAUAGCUUUUGUUAAUUACUGUGUAGGUGAAAAGCCUAGAAAAAAUAUAUUCUGUUAUCACAUGGCAUCAUUGUUGCCCUAUUUAGGGACCUCAACAAGAGAUUUUUGUUGAUCAAUUUCUUUUGUUGUCAAUCCAGUAACAUAAAUAUUAAUAAUGUUCUUGCAAAUUGAUUCCUUCUGCAUUGGUUGUAAACCCGUAUUGUUCAAAAUUCAUUUCAUCAUGUUCCAAGUGGUUUACUUUUUACCUUAUUGUCUUAACCAAAAAUAAUGUGCUUCUGUUGAUUUGAAUUUAUUUGUUGUUUUGUUUUGUUUUCUAAUUUACAAAAUGGAUUUCUGCAAAAGUGAGAAAUAAGGAUAACAGUUGUGUAGAGGUCAAUGAUACAGGUAAACAUACUGUAACUUCAAGGACGGAGUAGUUGUUUGUAAACAAAUCUACUUUAUGGCUACCUUGUAAUGAAAAUGUUCUGCUGUUACUUCAACUAUACUAAUAUUGUAACAUUUUAUGGUGUCUAUAGAGGCAAUUAAAAAAUCUGUCAUAAUUUGUGAUCACUGUUA